Molecule: messenger RNA, 808 nt
Organism: Lycium barbarum (goji berry)
Lineage: Eukaryota; Viridiplantae; Streptophyta; Magnoliopsida; Solanales; Solanaceae
Exons: 2
Coding region: 72-578 (168 amino acids)
Source: RefSeq, a predicted model, not a curated record
UUCCCCAUCCAACAAAAAUUCAUCCAUACCAAUCUAAAACAAGAACUUAGAAAUUUCACAAAGGGCAAAAAAUGGCAAAUGCAAGUGAUGAGUUCAGGCUAGUGUCACCAAACAUAAAUCAUGAAGGAAAAUUACCAAGAAAAUACACAGAUGAAGGUCAAGGUGCUCAAAAGAAAAUGUCACCACCAUUAGAAUGGUACAAUUUACCAGAAGGGACUAAGAGUUUGUCACUAGUGGUACAAGAUAUUGAUGCACCUGACCCAGAUGGACCUAUUGUACCAUGGGUUAUUUGGGUUGUGACAAAUAUUCCACCAACUUUAAAGGGUUUGCCUGAAGGAUUUUCUGGUAAAGGAGAGGAAUUAGGUGGAGAUUAUGCUCGUAUUAAAGAAGGGAAUAAUGACGAAAAAGUCCCUGGAUGGCAUGGACCUACAAUGCCAAGUCAUGGUCAUAGAUUUGAGUUUAGGCUUUUUGCUUUGGAUGAUGAGCUUAAUCUUGGAAACACGGUGACAAAGGAUAAGCUACUGGAAGCUGUUGAAGGUCAUGUUCUUGGAGAGGCUGUUUUAAUUGCCAUAUCUUGAAUGUAUAUAUAGCAGUUGCUAUUUUCCAGAUGAUAUUUUCAUGCCGUUUUAUGGCAUGAACUUGAACUAGCUAGUGUAAUAAACAGGAUAAUUAACCAGUGACAAGAGUUGUUCCUGCGUCUUUUUUUAUUUUUACUCGUAAAUUGUGUUUUAAUAAUGUCGUCUCAUAAUUCCGAGAAUUUGUAUACUGCUGUUUGAAUGUGUGAGAUAUGUUUUGGUUGUGUUGUUUC